AUGAUGCGCCUUUCGCCCCUGUUUCUCGCCAGCAAAGUCACGGCGGGAAAUGCCAAGAAUCAGGCAGGGCACCCGCGUCGCAAGGCGAAGUUGUUCCACGUCAUCCCUGGUACCCCAGUGACACCCAUUGAAAAGCUGAAGGAGCAGAGACGGCGCUACGGGCAGGACCGUCACUCACGCCUACCGGAGUACCGCCCUGGGCGAAAUGUGCGUAUGGAUCCGAACACAUUCACGCUUUACGCAGCGACAAAGGGUGUUAUGACAAUCCGUGAGAGUCGCAUUCAUCCCGGCUACAAGUGGCUGGAUGUGGAGCCGGACAUCCAAAAGAUCUACCGAAGCCGGCAAAUGCGGAAUGCACUUGCUAUCCGCGGUAUAGCGUCGAAUAUGGUGGCUGCGAAUAAGCACUACAAACCAGAGGUAGACCUACUACAAGAACCGUUAUGGCGUGAACGUGUGAUGCAUGUGCCGAAGGCCACAGAGCGUUUCAAGGACCCUAAUCUGUUUACUCGUGGUAUCCUUCCCGAGCUCAAACCGGCUGAUAGAUACUGCUACGAGUAG
This is a messenger RNA of Trypanosoma grayi, 558 nucleotides long. RefSeq lists its product as hypothetical. The coding region runs from base 1 to 558 and encodes 185 amino acids. The transcript has a single exon. Lineage: Eukaryota; Euglenozoa; Kinetoplastea; Trypanosomatida; Trypanosomatidae. The record is from RefSeq and is a predicted model, not a curated record.